This is a messenger RNA of Penicillium vulpinum, 708 nucleotides long. Its product is annotated as DNA-directed RNA polymerase III subunit RPC25. Gene Ontology annotation, cellular component: RNA polymerase III complex. Lineage: Eukaryota; Fungi; Ascomycota; Eurotiomycetes; Eurotiales; Aspergillaceae. Bases 1 to 708 code for a protein of 235 amino acids. The record is from RefSeq and is a predicted model, not a curated record. The transcript has 7 exons. Gene Ontology annotation, biological process: transcription initiation at RNA polymerase III promoter; DNA-templated transcription.
AUGUUUAUCCUAACCACCAUAUCGGACUUGAUCCAAAUUUCGCCCGAGGAUUUCUCAAAGUUCAGUGCAGUCGCACUUGAAGACAACAUCAAUGCAAAAUACGCCAAUAAAGUCAUUCAAAAAAUUGGCCUUUGCAUCAGCUUCUAUGACCUACUUGAGUCUUCUGAUGGCCUGAUUGGCCACGGAACUGGGCUGGUUAAUGUUAACGUUAAAUUCCGCAUGAUUGUUUUCCGUCCCUUCAAAGGGGAGAUCAUGUUAGGAAAAAUUUCUAGCGGCACAGAACAUGGAAUCAAGAUUGGCCUUGAAUUCUUUAAUGACAUUCUAAUCCCGCCCCAAAUGCUUAUGGAGAAGUCUCGAUUCGACUAUGCCGAGCAGGUAUGGAUCUGGGAGAGCGAAGGUGGAACCGAAUUCUUCUUCGAUGUAGGAGAAGUUGUUCGAUUCCGAGUUGAAUCAGAAGAGUGGCAUGACCAAAUCCCUAAUGCGCCAGACGUUGCGGAUGAAACUCCACAGGACAGGCGCCCUCCUUAUUCUAUUCUUAAGAUCUACAAGCCGGAAAGUGCCGAACACUCCGAUACUCCGACUGAUCGGAGUAUCCAACUUAUUCUCCGAGCAGAGUUGCCGCCCGCCGGUGGAGUUCCGUCGGUCUUUCGUCCAGUCGCAGUCCUGCGAUCGAUCGUCAUCUGCCUCCCAACGGUUGGUAGUAUGUAA